Rana temporaria (common frog) is the source of this 1191-nucleotide messenger RNA. RefSeq names its product selenoprotein P (gene SELENOP). The transcript has 5 exons. Gene Ontology annotation, biological process: selenium compound metabolic process. Gene Ontology annotation, cellular component: extracellular region. Lineage: Eukaryota; Metazoa; Chordata; Amphibia; Anura; Ranidae. Gene Ontology annotation, molecular function: selenium binding. The record is from RefSeq and is a predicted model, not a curated record.
CUAGGUUGGACUUUGUGUGCAGACUGAUAAACAAGCUGAGUAUAAAUAGGGAGGAGACGGCCCAUUGUGCAGAGCAGCAGUCUGCGGAGGACCAAGGGGCAGAGUGAGGCCCCAUCAUGUGGAAAGGCUUUGCUCUUGCCCUGGCUCUCUGCCUUCUCCCUUGGGGAGGGGCAGAGAGCCAGGGUCACCGAACGCUGUGCAAAAAAACACCCGACUGGAAGAUAGGAAGCCAGAAUCCCAUGCUGGAUGCUGAUGGAACAGUCACCGUUGUGGCACUUCUUCAAGCAAGCUGAUACCUGUGUCUGCUGCAAGCUUCCAGCUUGGAAGUACUGCAGCAGAAGUUGGAUAAUGAACACUAUGCAAACGUGUCCUUUAUGGUGAUCAACCACCAAGAUGAACACUCACGUCUGAAAUACCACGAGCUGAAGUCCAGGGUCCCGGAAAACAUACCGGUGUAUCAGCAAGAAGAGGAGCAGCUUGACGUCUGGAGACUACUGAAGGGGAAUAAAAAUGACUUCCUCAUUUACGACAGGUGUGGGCGCCUGGUGAAACACAUCGAGCUUCCCUACGCGUUUUUGCAGUUCAGUUAUGUGGAGGAUGAAAUAAAGUCAGUUUAUUGUGAAAACGCCUGUGGAGACUGCAAACACCAGAUUCCCGAUGUGUGCAAGAAAGAAGAGAAUGUACCAGCAGAGGCUAAGGUAGUGGAAGAGCCAUCGGAGACACUUAAACAACGUCCCCAUCACCACCACCACCAUCACAGACAUGGGCACCAGCAGCAUGAGGAGGACAAGUUGACAGAUGUUAGUGGUUCAAACACCAACGUGCACAGAAGGCAUCACCACCGCCAGGGUGAAGAAGGAGUGGGAGAAGUUGAAGAGGUCAGGCCAGAGCACCCUAGUGAGAACAGGGUAGCUGAGUCAGACCCCUCAGCCCUAGGAAAUAAACUCUGAAAAAAGGUUAGGAGCUGACGAAAGCAAUAUCUCUGAGACUGGGAGGAGGCGUCAGGAAAGACCACCAACAGCUGAUGCUGACACUGCAGACAGCUGUCUUUGCAGACAGCACGAAGCGGAGUCACCUGACAGUGUAAGGGGGGUCUCCCAGCUUCCUGCAAAUGACAGGAACUACUGGCAGACACCACCUCAGAAUCCUGACAGUGACGUCUGCCUCCAGCUGCAUGACAAACAUCCAAAG